CUGCAGGAUACUUGUUCAGAGCUAGAAAACUGUAUUCCUUUUGCCAUUCAUUUUGGAGAAAUGACUUCAGGCAGAUCGUGAGUAGAGUAAAUCUGGGGAAAUUACAAGGGGGAGGAGUUCACCUUCCUGGCUAUGGCUUUCAGGUCUGUCCAGGACUACUUACUCCAGUAUAAAACUGAGAGCAGAAAUAUGAUCACAUACUAAGAAGUCUAAUCAAUUCUGGUUUCAACACUGAGCCUAUUUAAAAUAGAUAAUGGAAUUGCUGUUCCUUGUUCUGUUCUCUCUGCACAUUCUCAAGACAGAGGUAGUAGUUGGACAACAUUGGUGCUAUCUGUCGCAGAAGAACGAAGAGCCAACCUGUGAAGACCCUCGACACUGGCAUGCAGUAGAUGCCAACUGCAAAGGAAGCAAACAGUCACCCAUCAAUAUUGUCACCAAAAACGUCAUUUAUGACAAGAGCCUGACGCCACUGUAUUUUGAAAAUUAUGAUGUGAAAGAGACCUCAAAAUGGACAAUAGAAAACAACGGACAUACAGUUAAGGUAACACUGAGCACGCACCCUAAAAUUGAAGGCGGAGGUCUGAAUAGAAGAUACAAGGCGGUAGAAUUCCAUCUGCACUGGGGAGUCCAAGAGGAACAGCUCUACUUUCCUGGGUCAGAACACAGCAUAGAUGGUGAAAAACAAGCUAUGGAGCUUCAUAUUGUCCACAUAAGAGAAGAUGCUUUGGAUUUAACAGAUGCAAAGAACUAUGCAGAUGGUAUAGCUGUGCUAGCAUUCUUUAUAAAGAUUGAUGAAGAAAAUAAAAACUAUACAACUCUAAUAAGUGAAUUAGAUAAUAUUCUACAGAAAGACACGUCAUCACAGAUGGAGCCGUUGCCGCUGAAUUCUCUUCUCCCACCGACAUCCGAACUUGAAAAGUACUAUCGGUACGAGGGCUCCCUCACCACUCCUGACUGCCACGAGACGGUCAUCUGGACAGUGUUUGAGAAGCCAAUUCAACUCAGUUUAUGGCAGGUUUCCCAGUUCUCAUCAGUUCACUUCGGAGGGACGAACUCAACGCUCAUGUCUGAAAACUUUCGGCCUGCUCAGUUUCUGAAUGGUCGAUAUGUGUACUGGUCCGGUGCCAGCAGCCUCCUGCCUCCUGCUCAUGUUUUAAUGUUGGCUCUGAUCCUUCUAUACCUCCUGAAUUCUCUCUUCCAAUGAAUAAUUCUCACCUCAUUCAAGGUUCUGGGCUUUUAUUCUGUUUUGGUUUUGUAUCAAGUAUUCCCUCUAACCACUGAUUCCUUAAUUAUAUCUGAAUACAGAACAUUCUCUCCUCCUCCUUCGUACAUUAACCAACAAUUUCUGUUGCUGCUCCUAUAUAAAAUGAAUUCAUGGCCUAAAUUACAAAAAUCCUAAAGAACUGUAAGAUUAAACUACGAAGAUUCUCAUUUUAAAAACACUUAAAGAAAACGUUAGGAUGGAUUAUCAGCAAUCCUGUGGUUUUAACACAACACUGGAAGGACGCUUGAUAAGUUAUACGGAGGACUUUCAGGAGGAAUCUCUUCUUAAGUGCCUGGGAGGGUGUUUUUUUUCUGGAGUAUGUUUACAUUCAACACUGCGAGUCAGGAAGGAACGCCUGGAGGAAUUCUUGUUAUGCCUACAUUGUCCUGUAUGAAGGUAAAAUACAGAGCAUAGAGAUGCUCACAGAAUUGAACAACUCCUGGGUCAUUCUAUCCAGUGAAAGAAAUGACAAACUCACCUGGACUAACACAUUUUCCCCCUUCCUCCUUCAGAGUACCCAAAAGGUUAACUCUUAGGGAAGGAUACUGCAUUUCUUACAUGCAGUCUACUGACUCUGCAAUCCAAGUUUCUCUACUAAAUCUAUUUAUUCAGCCCAGUAUGAUGUUCUAGUCCAGGAUGCCCGUGACUGAUACAAUGUGCUAUAAAGAAAAAGGGAAGCUUGCACACAUAUAUGAGCUGCACAUCUGCAGAAAUUCCCUCUUUGUAGAGCUGUGUUUGGAGCACAAGACUUCCAAGAUCCUUCACAGUUUUCAUUUCUAUAACGAAAUGGAACAGUUCAAGAAAUGGCUCUUUCCAGUAUCACUUUUUUAGAAACACUUAAAUUUCAGUUUGAACAUCUCAGAGUGAAUAUUCCCACAAUUAUUUAAAGCAUAACAUACCUUCAAAAUAUUCAUGUAUGGUUAACAUUCAUAGUUUCAGUCAGAAGAUUUCAAUUUGAAUUGGUUUCUUCAGCUCUUACCCAGUUACAUUCAGGAACACUCAACAUACUGGAGAAUGGGAUUUCCUUGCACUGUUCCAGCUCUCUUUCUGAAGACAGACAGAACUGACUGCUUCCUUCAGCUAGUGCCAUAAGCAUUGCAGCUGCUUUGAGCAUUUUAGAUUUUGGCCAUCCCAGGAUGACAUUUCAUUCCAGAGGAUGACUACUUUCUUUAGGGCAAUGUUUGCAAGGAAGUCUCUACGUUACAGCUACACAGUCAUUUUCAGGACGAUAUGACAGUGUGACUAACUGCAGAUCACCAAAGGAGAAAAGUUAUUUUCAUAUUUAAUAAUUAAUAAUAUGAGCUUAAAAAAAAACCAUGGGAAAUCAGAUUUACCUUGUUAUGUUUAGAAGAAUGGUUAGGACUUUAACUGUAUUUUUAAGUAACAGAAAAUCUUUGGAGAAGCAAACAAAAAAGAAAGAUUAAAACUGAACGUACUAUA
Messenger RNA from Tympanuchus pallidicinctus (lesser prairie-chicken), 2704 nucleotides. RefSeq names its product carbonic anhydrase 4 (gene CA4). Gene Ontology annotation, molecular function: zinc ion binding; carbonate dehydratase activity. The record is from RefSeq and is a predicted model, not a curated record. NCBI's taxonomy places the organism in Eukaryota, Metazoa, Chordata, Aves, Galliformes, Phasianidae. The coding region runs from base 254 to 1204 and encodes 316 amino acids. The transcript has 8 exons. Gene Ontology annotation, cellular component: plasma membrane.